AUGCAAUCCGGUUCCGAAUCCGUGAAGGACAAAACGGUCCUAAAUCUCACGGAAACGCCAUGCGAAAUAUGUGGUCCGUCAACGCAUGAUGAGGAAAUGGUAGGGUGUGACGGUUGUUCGGGAUGGUUCCAUUCCCGUUGUGUAGGCAUCGCCGAGGGCAAUUUUCCGAAAAAGUGGUUUUGCCCAAGCGACGCCUGUCAGGAGAUGGCCAAGGAGUCUCAGAAGAAGAAGACCGUCAAGAAGCAUCAGACCCGUAGCCAGAGAGAAGCCGAUGAAUCCGACAAAUCCAGCAAGAAUGCCUAUUUAGCUGUCUCUAGUGUGGAAGCAAAAGUGCGUGCACUAGAGGAGCGACAGAAGCAGCAGAUAGAGCAGCUGGAGGUUGAAAUGCAGCUGCGGAAGAAGAAGAAGGAGAUGCAGCGUGCUCUGGAGAGGAAGAAGGCGGAGAUGGAGCUGCAAAUGCAUGCCGAAGAAGAAGAAGAGCAGAGGGCCUGGCAAGCUGAGAUGCUUCAGAAGAAGAAGGAGCAGAUGGAUCGGAUGAAAGCAAGUCAGAAGUCAUUCGAGAGGCAAAUGGCGGCCAUGGACAAGGAGAUGGCAGAUCUUUCGGCUUCCAAGGUGCCCAAGACGUCGUCGAAAUAUCUGACCCAGAAGAACGUCAAGAUGCUGGCAGAAGACGACGAGGACACCGAAGAGGAAGACGAGGAUACCGAUGAGGAAGAAGAAGCGGAAUCAUCGAGCCGUAGCUCCGAGUCAUCUCUGGAGAAGGGAGCCAAACGGCGCGAUUCGCGGAAGAAGCGGGUGGUGAAAGGAAGCCAUGUUGGGCUAGGACAACAGCAGACCGGACCGACAAAGGCGCAGCUGGCCGCGAGAAAGGGGCUAACAUACAAGCUCCCAAAGUUCUCGGGAAAACCAGCGCAGUGGCCAUUGUUCUACGCGGCCUACAAAGCGUCCAACGAUGCCUGUGGCUAUAUGAACCACGAAAACCUGAUGAGGCUGCAGGAAGCUCUCAUAGGUGACGCACUCGAGCUGGUGUCAGGCCAGCUACUACUGCCGGAGUCGAUACCGAGGGUCCUGGAAAAGCUGCGUCGGCAUUAUGGUCGCCCGGAGCAACUGCUCGAGAGUUUGCUGGACAAGGUGAACAGGUUGGACCCCCCUAAGCCGGACAACCUCCGGAGCUUUGUUCCUUUUGGGAAUACGGUGGAGCAGCUGUGCGGCCAUCUUGAGGCAGCCGAUCUGCGGCAGCACCUCGUGAAUCCGCUGCUGAUCAAAUCGCAAAUCGUUGCUAAGCUGCCGGAUCGGGAAAAGCGCGAGUGGGUCCACUAUCGGAGGGGCCGAGGAGAGACGACGCUGCGGACGCUGACGGACUUCCUGAUGGACAUCGUAGCGGAUGCCUGCGAAGCCAACGUAGACGUGGAGUUCAAGCCGUCGCAUCCUCUAAAAGGAGCUCCCCAAGCGGGGAAAAGAAGGUCCAAGGAAAGAGGAGGUCUGUAUCUCCACAGCGAAGCCAGCAGUUCCAAUGUCACCGCAAACGAGAGACUGCUGAGGCCGUGCAACUACUGUCGCGGAACGAGCCACCGGCUGCGACACUGUGCGGAGUUCAAAAAGCUGCGGUACACCGAGCGCCUGAAGCUGGUCAACCGCGAAAAACUGUGUCACGUGUGUCUCAACGAACACAGAGGCCAGUGUAAGUUUAAAACCCGCUGCAACAUCGGCGACUGCAGGGAGUUCCACAAUCCGCUGAUGCACCCAGUCGGAAACGUGGUCGGGAUGAGUGCGCAUAUCCGGACAAACUUCACGGUCAUGUUCCGCAUUGUUCCGGUACAACUGUACUGCGGUGGGAAGUCUGCUACAGUAUUGGCGUUCCUGGACGAAGGCGCUUCCGUCACGCUGGUGGAGAAAAAGCUCGCCGAUCGCCUGGGCGCGGUCGGAGUACAAGAGCGGCUGACCAUUAGAUGGACCGGCAAUGUCUCCAGAGUGGAAGAUACGCGGAGGAUGAAUCUGUGGGCAUCGGGCACGAGUACCAGUGCGGGCGGCAAGAUGUUACUGCAUACCGUCCACACAGUCGGAAAGCUGAUGCUGCCACAUCAGAUGUUGGACAGCGAAGAACUCGUUGCACAGUACGAGCACAUGCGGGAGUUGCUGAUCGAGUCGUACGACGGGCAGCCGCAGUUGCUCAUUGAGCAAAACAAUAUCCACUCGUUUGCCCUUUGGAAGCGAAGGUGGGCACCCCAAUGGAACCGAUCGCGGUUCGAACCAAACUCGCAUAUUACCAACGACGACCUACAUGAGUUGCUCAAAAGCCACUACGCGUUGGAAGAAUCGGUGGUGGCGAUACCGCAGGAAACUGCAGAAGAGAGGCGUGCUCGAGAAAUAUUGGAGCGUACAACGAGACGAGUCGGCGAUCGUUUCGAAACUGGGCUGCUGUGGAAGGCAGAUGAUCCACGGUUCCCGGACAGCUUCCCAAUGGCCCUGCGAAGGAUGAAGCAGCUGGAGAACAAACUCGGAAAAAAUCCAGUGCUGCAUGAGAACGUUUGCCGACAAAUAGAUGAGUACCAGCAGAAAGGGUACGCACAUGUCGCUACCGCCGAAGAACUGGCAGAUACCCCUUUCGAUCAGGCAUGGUAUCUACCUCUCAACGUAGUCCGUAACCCGAAGAAGCCCGGAAAGAUCCGUCUCGUUUGGGACGCUGCAGCGACGGUGAGAGGUGUCAGCCUUAACACUCAGUUGCUGUCAGGACCAGACAUGCUCGUUCCACUGGUCAAAGUCCUCUCCGGUUUCCGCGAAUGGCGGAUUGCUUUCGGUGGCGACUUGAAGGAGAUGUUCCACCAACUAAAGAUUCGCCCCGAGGACAAGCAGAAACAGCGGUUUAUCUUCCGGAAAUCUCCGGAAAAACAACCCAGCGUCUACGUCAUGGACUUUGCUGCACAAUACCCGGAGGCAUCGGCGGCGAUCAUCCAUCGCCAUUACGUCGACGACUAUUUUGACAGCGUCGACACUGUGGAAGCGGCCGUUAAGCUGGCGCAGGAGGUUAGAUUGGUCCACCUGAAAGCAGGAUUCGAAAUCCGGAACUGGGUGUCCAACUCAUCAGUGUUUCUGCGGAAUCUGGGGGAGGAAAAGUCGGCAGCGCCGGUACACUUCUGUCGGGACAAACAAACGUCGAAGGAGAGAGUUUUGGGAGUAAUUUGGGACCCGAAUGCGGAUGAGUUUACGUUCUCGACGAUGUACCGCGAAGAGUUGCAGCCAUACCUGCUGGAGGGAAAGCGGCCGACAAAACGGCUCGUCGCAAGUUGCGUGAUGGGGUUUUUCGAUCCCCUUGGGUUGCUGUCGCCGUUUACCAUCCACGGCAAGAUCAUCAUCCAGCAUCUCUGGCGUUCCAACUGUGGAUGGGACGAAGAAAUCGACGAAAAUUCCUGGACGUUGUGGCAGCGGUGGAUUAAUUUGUUGCCGGAGGUCGAAACUAUCCGGAUUCCUCGCUGUCACAUCGGAGGCGCCAAGUCCGCUGAAGUCGAUUCCCUGGAAGUCCACAUCUUCACCGAUGCCAGCGAACACGCAUACGGCUGCGUAGCCUAUUUGCGAGCGGUAAUUGAGGGUGAGGUCCGCUGCAGCCUGAUGAUGUCCCGGGCCAAAGUAGCCCCGAUAAAGCGGCAGUCGAUUCCCCGUUUGGAGCUGAUGGGUGCCGUUCUGGGUGCGGGAAUGAGCCAGACAAUUCUGAGCAUGAACUCGUACCAGAUUGCCCGCACAGUUUUCUGGACGGAUUCCCGCACCGUGUGUAGUUGGCUCAACUCGGAUCAACACCGCUACAAGCAAUUCGUUGCAUUUCGAGUCGGAGAGAUUCAGGAGCUGACGAAGGUGGCGGACUGGCGAUGGAUUCCGACCAAGCUGAACAUCGCAGACGUGCUGACGAAGUGGGGUCAAGGUCCGCCGUUACAAAGUGAGGGAGAAUGGUUUUGCGGACCCUCGUUCCUAUAUCGGCCACAAGAACUGUGGCCAACGCUUGAAGUAGGGUACGAAGAGACCAACGAAGAAGCGCGAGGUGUCGUCCUAUUCCACGGGGCGAUCAACGUCGAACCGAUAUCCAGUUGGGCGAAGCUACUGCGAGUGACAGCGACCGUGGUACGCUUCAUCGCCAACUGUCGGCGAAAGAUACGAGGAGAGCCGGUAGUUGCUACACAGGCUACAGCAAAGCAGCAGCAGCUGAAGAAGACAACGGCAGUGAACUACGAAGCCAUCAAAGCGCCACUUCGGCGAGAAGAGCUCCAGCAGGCGGAGACAAUCCUGUGGCGGCAGGCUCAGUGGGAUAGCUUUCCGGAUGAGAUGAGCACGCUAACCAACAACGUAGCACGACCGCCGGGAGCACGGUUGGAAAGUAUAAAAAAGAGUAGCCAAAUCUACAAAAGUUCACCGGCAUUAGACAACGAAGGGGUACUACGCAUGGAUGGAAGACUGGCAAACAGCGUGGAGAGUUCCUUCGACCAACGGUACCCGAUAAUUUUGUCGCGUUCACACGCGAUAACGCAGAAGCUGAUACAGCACUACCACGAGCAGUUCGGACACGGUAAUUCGGAGACCGUAUUCAACGAGAUGAGGCAGCGGUUCCAGAUCCCGAAAAUGCGUCCAGCGAUUCAUCAGGUAGUUAGCAAAUGUAUCUGGUGCAAGGUCAACAAGUGUCGUCCACGAACACCGAGAAUGGCUCCACUGCCGGUUGAACGGAUAACGUCUAGUCUUCGGCCAUUCAGCUCCGUAGGUUUAGAUUACCUGGGUCCGGUGGAAGUCACGGUUGGCCGGCGAAAAGAGAAGCGUUGGGUGGCAGUCUUCACCUGUUUGGCUGUACGUGCAGUGCACCUAGAGGUUGUGCACAGUCUCACAACCGAGUCGUGUCGGAUGGCCAUCACUCGUUUCCGCAGCAAGUUUGGCAAGCCAAGCCAAAUAUUUUCCGACAAUGCCACUUGCUUUCGCGGAGCGAACAACGAGAUGAUGAAGAUGGACGUCAUCAAUCGGGAGUGUGCAGAGAUCGUGGGCGGCUCAUCUACCGCGUGGCAUUUCAUUCCGCCGGGUACCCCACACAUGGGAGGCGUCUGGGAGCGAAUGGUGCGGUCGGUGAAAGAGGCGAUGCGGGCGCUUGACGACGGGAGAAAGCUCUCGGACGAGAUCUUGGCGACAACUCUGGCGGAAGCGGCGGACAUGAUCAACACGCGUCCGUUGACCUACUUGCCGCAAGACUCUGGGGAAGCAGAAGCACUGACGCCGAACCAUUUCCUACGGGGAACGGUGUCGGGUGCUGACUUGGAGGUGGAACAGUUUUUGACGGGUUCUGCCGAAGCUUUGCGGAACGUGUACAAGCGGUCCCAGUUGCUGGCAGACAGAAUGUGGGAGAGAUGGUGUCGGGAGUAUCUUCCGACGAUCAACCAACGGUCGAAAUGGUUCGACGAACAGAAGCCGAUCGAUGAGAUGACCUGGUAUUCGUGGUGGACGGGAAAAACCGGAAGGCCUGGAGGCGAGGCAUUGUGGUAG
Molecule: messenger RNA, 5508 nt
Organism: Armigeres subalbatus
Lineage: Eukaryota; Metazoa; Arthropoda; Insecta; Diptera; Culicidae
Exons: 4
Coding region: 1-5508 (1835 amino acids)
Biological process (GO): DNA integration
Molecular function (GO): nucleic acid binding
Source: RefSeq, a predicted model, not a curated record